This is a messenger RNA of Phanerochaete carnosa HHB-10118-sp, 1187 nucleotides long. RefSeq lists its product as uncharacterized. The record is from RefSeq and is a predicted model, not a curated record. Bases 395 to 1144 code for a protein of 249 amino acids. Lineage: Eukaryota; Fungi; Basidiomycota; Agaricomycetes; Polyporales; Phanerochaetaceae. The transcript is spliced from 4 exons.
UUGGGUAACUGGAGGCCGGAAUUAUUGUGGGGAGCUCCUGCAAUUCGACCGCGCGAGUGGUGCCAAGGCUUCGAAGAACGCCAGGUGGCGUUCUGAGAUCAAUGAAAUCUCGCGAAGUCAACCGAGUCGGACAUCAUGUUUUAGGUUCCCUGAGUUAGCCUUCCCAGCACCGCAGCUGGAGCUCUUAAAGCCUGGCAGACGUCGCGGAUGUGCGCUGUACUCUCCUCCCCUUCAUUCCAAGGACCAGCAGCGUCGCUGCAGCCCAGCGUUGCCGAAUAUGAGUUCCUUGGCCAUGGGUAGCGCCAGGCGUGAAAGGCUUCAGCAGAAGCUCGCCACGUCUGCUGCUAUAUCUGCAACUAUCGGAGACGAGGAAGACGCCGCACGGAAGGCAGUCAUGAACGUCGUGCAGCUGUGGCUGGACCGGCUGCAGCUGGUUAGCGUUCUUACAUCAUUCUUUGCCGGCAUUGACGGAACUCUGCUUUCCUUUACGACCAACUUAAUGCACGUUAACGAGCUCAAACCCGCAGACUGGUCGAGUGCCGUCCAAGCCAUGAACGCAAGCUUGGCAGGCGCACUCGUCUUCCAUGUGUGCGCAGCCGUCGUAUCCUUUAUCGGAUCCUUUGUUCUCAUACGCUUCAAGCUCAUCGACGCCCGUGGUCACAUGCACCCCACCGCCCCACCUACAUCCGUGCCGACUACCGAGAAGCCUACAGCCAGUCAGCUGGAGUCUGCGCCUCCGACACUAUCACACACGCGCUCCAGCGGCUCCGAGCACCAUCAUACGGGAUUCAGCUCGCCCUUCCUGCAGGCGUCGGAGAUGGCACAGGCGGAGUUCCUGCAGGUCUUCCAGGGUCUGUCAAAUGCCUGCACACAGGUCGAGGGGCGUGUCUUCAUACACCAGGUCCGCCCGUUCUCCUGCUUCCGCGUGUGGAGCACUGCAGACGGCGCUGUCGAGCCUCCGGUGCGCCUCCUCUCGGGAUGCCACACGGCCGCGGUCGCGAUGUCCGUCGUCGGCUUUGUGCUCGCACUGCUCGGAAUCUUGAUAUUCGCCUGGGUGGCGGUGCCAGUCAGCAUCGGAGCGUUUACGAGCGCGUGUCUUGGGACGUGCCUGUUGAUGAUACUUAUGGCGUUGGGAUCCUCGUGAAGAGCACCCCGCAUAUACGACGUGUAAUGAAUGACAUGAUACG